UCUUCUUCUUCAACUUCCUUAAGUUUAAUGACAGUUGGCAAACCAACUGAAACGGUGUAUUCAAUGGCAUUAGCCAUGCUAAAACAGGAUUUGAAACAAAUACGCCCUCUAUUAAACUCUAUGGACACUGACUCAUUCAAAGUUUUAUCAACCACAGAACUCAAACUACACACUCAGUGUGUUUAUUUAGACUGACAGUAAGUUAACUUACAACACGUCUACCCUUCACUCUAACGGACACUUACUAGCAGUUCCCACUCACUACCAGUAAGUUGACUCACUGUACAAGACCUCUCCCCUUCACUUCACUCUACUGCAGGGUGGGAGAUGCAACAAUGGCCUUGAGAACAGCAGGAAGUGUGUUGGUGGUCUUUCUCUGGUCUGUGACAGUGGUACUGGGGCAGAAUGGCUGGAGUGUUACAUACACCCCUCAGAGUAUCUGUACAUUGAAGGGGUCAACAGUGGAGCUGACCUGCUCUUACACAUAUCCCAGUGGUACAGUCACAACAACCUUCUGGUUCACUAAAUGGGAGACUGGUGUAGAACCUGAAGAUCUAGGUCAGGACCCAGAGUAUACAGGUCAUCUGGAGUAUCAUGGGGAUAAGAAGAAAGACUGUACCCUGAGAAUCACAGACCUGAGAGAGAGAGACUCAGCUACGUACAAGUUCAGAUUUAUAACAGAUCAGACUGAAGGGAGAUAUUAUGGAGAUCCUGGAGUCACUCUGUCUGUAACAGCUCUGCAGGUGGUGACUUAUUCAAGUUGGCCAAAUUCGGUGAAAAUUACCUGUAGCACCACCUGCACUCUGACUGACAACCCCACCUACAUCUGGUACAAGAACGGACAACAUCUAGAUGAGAGCACCUCUCCCCAGUACAGAGACCCAGUCUCCAGUAACUAUGAAGACAGCUACUCCUGUGCUGUAAAAGGCCAUGAGGAUCUCCACUCUCCUGCAGUGUGUGUUCAGGGUCAGUACUGCAACAGAGUGACCUACACCAAGAGGAGAAUCUGUGUCUUGAAGGGGUCAACAGUGGACAUAUCCUGUACUUAUGUUAGUUAUUAUUACACCACAUCAACAUUCUGGUUUAGAAGUGAUAAGUCGACCCCUGAAGACCUAACCAGAGACCCAGGAUAUGCAGGUCGUGUGAAGUACCCUGACAAAGAGAGAUGGAGAUAUAACGGUCCCUCCAUCCUGAGAAUCUCAGAUCUGAGAGAGGAGGACUCAGCUGAGUAUCGCUUCACUUUUAAAACAGACAACUUUGAAUGGGGUCAUAGUUUCCCAGGAACAACUCUGUCUGUCACAGGUCUGCAGGUGAAUGUGACUCCUGCUGCAGAGAGACAGAGAACACUGACCUGUAGCACCACCUGUACUCUGACUGACAACCCCACCUACAUCUGGUACAGGAAUGGACAGAAUGUACAAGAUAACUCCUCCCCCAUGUACUCCAUCAUCAGUGAGAAUGAAGACAGCUACUUCUGUGCUGUAAAAGGCAGUCUCAGCUCUCCUGCAGUGUAUAAACCAAAGAACACCUCAGUGUCAGUCAGUCCCUCUGGUGAAAUAGUGGAGGACAGUUCAGUGACUCUGACCUGCAGCAGUGAUGCCAACCCACCUGUCCAGAGUUACACCUGGUGGUUCAAGAAGAAUGGAGGUGGCUAUCAGAGUAUGACAGGACCACAGCAUGUCUUCAGUCAAAUCCAGUCACCUGACACUGGAGAGUACUACUGUGAGGCCCAGAAUGAGAUGGGGACAGACAGGUCUAGGACCAUAAACAUGGAUGUGAAGUAUGACCCAAAGAACACCUCAGUGUCAGUCAGUCCCUCUGGUGAAAUAGUGGAGGGCAGUUCAGUGACUCUGACCUGCAGCAGUGAUGCCAACCCACCUGUGAACAAAUACACCUGGUACAAGAAGAAUGGAGCUUCACUGACAGCAUCUGAAAAGACAUACAAUUUCACGACCAUCAGCUCUGAGGACAGUGGAGAAUAUUACUGUGAGGCUGAGAAUAAAUAUGGACGUCUCAACUCUUCUUCUGUGUCUGUGGACGUUCAGUAUGACCCAAAGAACACCUCAGUGUCAGUCAGUCCCUCUGGUGAAAUAGUGGAGGGCAGUUCAGUGACUCUGACCUGCAGCAGUGAUGCCAACCCACCUGUGGACAAAUACACCUGGUACUUUCAAAAUAAGACUUUUCUAAAUGGAUUUGGACAGAUCUACAACAUAAGUAACUUCCAGUCUAAGGACAAUGGACAUUACCACUGUGAGGCCUGGAAUGGAAGAGGAUCUAGGAACUCUACAGCUCUGAUGAUCAUUUUACCAGGGAAACAAACAGUUCUGACUGCAGCUGUAGGAAUCAUAGUUGUUCUUCUGGUUCUCAUCCUCUGUUUCUCUGGACUCAUGUGGUUCAGGAAGAAGGCCUCCAAAUCCAUCUCUGACACAAGAGACACAUCAGAGAAUGUACAGGGAGACUCUAGUCCAGUGUAUGACAACAUCUCAGGCAUGACCAUGACCUCUACUGCAGCACAGACAGCAGCCACCGUCGACCAGGAUGACGUUCACUAUGCCAGCGUCCACUUGUCUCGCUUCAAAAACCAGGAAGUGCCUCUGUACUCCACCGUCCAGCUGCAUCAACCACAGAAACAGGACCAAGAUGUCCAAUACGCUGCUGUGAAAUUCAACCUCCCCAGUUCUGCCACCCAGCCCACGGUGGAACAAGCAGCUGAGGAGGACUCCUCUGUUCUCUACAGCACAGUCAACAAACCCAGAACCAAGAAGACCUGAACACAACAAACCCAGAACAAGAAGAACUGAACACAACAAACCCAGAACCAAGAAGACCUGAACACAACAAACCCAGAACCAAGAAGACCUGAAAACAACAAACCCAGAACCAAGACGACCUUGUAUAUCUGGACCCGUAUAUUCAAACUAGUGGUAUAAUUAAGCAAUAAGGUCAGAGGGGGUGUGGUAUAUUGGCCAAUAUACUGUACCACGGCUAAUGACUGUUCUUCUGCACAACACAACGCAGAGUGCCUUGAUACAGCCCUUAGCCGUGGUAUAUUGACCAUAUACUACAAGCCCGAGGGCCUUAUUGCUAUUAUAAACUGGUUACCAACAUAAAUAGAAAGUAAACAAAUAUUUUUGUGUCAUACCAGUGUUCUAUUGUCUGAUAUACAGUACAUGAAAUGAAAUGCUUAUUCAGCCAAUCAGCAUCCAGGACACAAACUACCUGGUUUAUAAUAGUAUCUAAUAAUAUACAGUGCAUUCAGAAAGUAUUCAGACCCCUUGACUUUUUCCACAUUUUGUUACGUUACAGCCUUAUUCUAAAAUUAAUUAAAUCGUUUUUUUCCCCCUCAUCAAUCUACACACAAUACCCCAUAAUGACAAAGCAAAAACAGGUUUUUAAAAAGGUUUGCAAAUUGAUUAAAAAUACAAAAUUGAAGUAUCACAUUACGUAAGUAUUCAGACUCUUUACUCAGUACUUUGUUAAAGCACCAUUGGCAGCGAGUCUUUCUUGGAUAUCAUGCCACCAGCUUAAAUUUUUUUUUUACAGCAAGUAAAUUUUGUUAUCUGUUACCCAAAUAAAUAAAAUUAGUUUCUAUACACUUUAUAUAUAGUUUGCUAGAUUUUUUCAAAUAUUUGUUUAAAUGUUUUUAUGACAAAGUUAUAGCACGAUAGUGCCACAAAAUUCAGGAAGUAGUUCUGCUUGAUGCAAUGUUUCUUAUUACUUUAUAAAAACAUUACUAAUGUGUGAAGUGUAAACAAAUCGUAAACAAAUCAUAAACAUGCCGCUGUAAUUCAGCGGCAACGCGUCGUAUAGUUCACAAUCCACUUUGUUCAGAGCAGCUGUGUGAUGCACAACAAUGCCAGUUUAUGGAAGUCACAUCACUUGAUUGUCAGAGGUAACAGAGUUAACUUCUAGCUGGCUAGCUUUCGGUUUCAGUGAACAACGUCUGCUUCAUGUAGCUAACAAGCCAGCUGAGAUAGCUAGUUCACUGAAUUCAUCUGCCAGUUCCACGUCAACUCUUAAUAACACGAUAUCUUUACAUGCGUGGUUUAUUCUGUAUCGAUUUUCUAUCAUUUUCAAAUGUUAUUUGACAUUUUAUUUUGUGUAUUUUCAUUUGUAUUUUUAUCUGAUGCCAUCUUCUGUUUGAAUCCUCCGCUGGUAUCCCCUGAAUCCGCCCACUUCUUCCCCGAAGUAGACCUUAUGAGCAUCGUAGAUUUGCAUGCUUCGCUCUCUGAUCGGAUUGUCUGAAUUCACUAGUCGAGUGUCAAUCACAGAAAAAAACAACAUGGAUGAAAAUACAUUUUGAGAAAAUGUGAAUCCCUCGUUCGUUUCUCUGGCCCCUGGCAAAGACAUAGACUGUGUAUAGGGCAAAGACUUCAGCUUCGCCUGUUCCACUGAUAUGGAUUCAGCUAACAAAUACGGAAACUCCAAUGUUCACACCAGUCUCAUACUUUUAAAUCCAUGACGGGAAGAGUGAACUUGCACACUUGGGAAAGGGAUCUCAGUCUCAGGCAUCUUGUUACCAGUUUGUUAUUUUGUUAUUGAUCCAAGUGGAUGAGGACAUGAUUGGGACAUAUGAAGAGAGACAGAAGGCUGCAGUAAUGUUGAGAUGCCAGUAGGUGGAGCUCUAGUCUAGAACACUGGAACCUUCAGUACCACUUUGAUGGAGCUGAUGAGGAGGGAUGGGUCACAGUA
Molecule: messenger RNA, 4692 nt
Organism: Salvelinus fontinalis (brook trout)
Lineage: Eukaryota; Metazoa; Chordata; Actinopteri; Salmoniformes; Salmonidae
Product: B-cell receptor CD22-like
Exons: 14
Coding region: 336-2771 (811 amino acids)
Source: RefSeq, a predicted model, not a curated record